GCAAUGGCCCUUGGACCGGUUCGAACAGGGCCAGACAUCAAGAACGUGCUCUACACUGCAGCCGGACACAAUGGUCCCAACUGGAGCCUCUGGCAGAAAGCACCAGGGGAAACUCGAGGUCGACCCCUGGGAUUCUGGAGCCGGAGCUACAGAGGUUCCGAGGCCAACUACACAACAACUGAGAAGGAGAUACUUGCAGCAUAUGAAGGAGUUAGAGCCGCUUCAGAAGUGAUUGGCACUGAAGCACAGCUCUUUCUGGCGCCCAGGCUACCGGUGCUGAGAUUCAUGUUCGAGAAUAACCUUUCUCCUGUCCAUCAUGCCACCGAUGUGACUUGGAGUAAAUGGACUGCUUUGAUCACCCAAAGAGCCCGAAUAGGGAAACCUAAUCAUCCAGGUAUUGUGGAAGCAAUUACAAACUGGCCAGAAGGCACCCACUUUGGAAUGCCACCACAAGAAGUGGCGAGACGAGCUCAAGAAGCUCCACCAUAUGAUCAUCUACCAGAGACUGAGAAACAAUUUGCUCUUUUCACCGAUGGCUCCUGUCGUCUUGUAGGGAACCGCCGGAAGUGGAAAGCUGCCGUGUGGAGUCCUACACGACUGGUUGCACAAGCAGCUGAAGGAGAAGGUGAAUCAAGUCAGUUUGCAGAGGUAAAAGCCAUCCAGCUGGCUUUGGACAUUGCUGAGCGAGAGGGGUGGCCGAGACUCUACCUCUACACUGACUCGUGGAUGGCAGCAAAUGCCUUGUGGGGUUGGCUAAAACAGUGGCAGCGGAAUAACUGGCAGCGAAAGGGUAAACCUAUUUGAGUUGCUGACCUGUGGAAAGACAUUGCAGCUCGGAUAGAAAAACUGGAGGUAAAAGUGCGACAUGUAGAUGCACAUGUGCCUCUGAGUCGAGCCACUGAGGAACAUCGACACAACCAACGAGCAGAUGAGGC
This is a messenger RNA of Apus apus (common swift), 935 nucleotides long. RefSeq lists its product as uncharacterized. The coding region runs from base 4 to 804 and encodes 266 amino acids. The record is from RefSeq and is a predicted model, not a curated record. Lineage: Eukaryota; Metazoa; Chordata; Aves; Apodiformes; Apodidae. Gene Ontology annotation, molecular function: nucleic acid binding; RNA-DNA hybrid ribonuclease activity. The transcript has 2 exons.